AUGGUAGUUGCUCUUGACAUGUUCAGCUUCGUAGGGCAUACUAAGGUCCAAGUAUCGACGAUUGUCGCCCUUGUCCUGCUCGUCCUACAAAAUGCAGCGUCAAUCAUCUUACAACACAAAAUCCAGUCCCACACCAGCACCGAGAACAAACCCUUCGAUCCACUGACAGGCAUCCUUCUGUCUGAAUUCCUCAAACUGACCAUCUCCCUCCUCUGCAUUACCCAAACAGCAGAAGAGCCCAAAUCACUCGUCACGACUCUCAAAGCAAACCACGAAGAAGCCACCCUCCCCGCCCUCCUCUACACAGCCGCAUCCUUCGCGCAAAGCAUCGGCGCCUCCUCCCUCGAUCUCCUCCCCUACCUCGCCCUCUCCCAAACAAAGCUCAUCCUCACCCCCUUCCUCGCAACCCUCCUCCUCAACCAAAGAUUCACCCUUCAGCAUUGGACCUCCACCCUCACAAUGACAGCGGGGAUCAUCCUCGCCCAGACAGGCGCCAACGCCUCAGCAGAAAGUCAGCAUCGCACCAUAGCGAACGUCCACCCGCAUCCGCUCCCAGGCGUCCUCGCCAUGCUCUUGUCUGGUUCAUGCGUCGCACUAGGAAGCCUCUACAUCGAACGAUCCCUCAAGCGCGCCGCGACCACAGCCUCAAUUACAACCACAAACGCCUUCUUCAUCCGAAACGCACAGCUCGCCGCGCAUAGUCUCCUCUUCGCACUACUCUCCUUCCUCUGGAAGGCAAAAUGCAGGAUAGAUGCAUCCAGCUUCUUUGCGGGGUUUACCGGCUUGGUGUGGCUGUUUGUAGUCUUGCAGGCGUCCGGUGGAUUCCUGGUUGCGUGGUGUGUGAGGGUUACGAGUUCUGUGACGAAAAACUAUGCGCAGGGGAUGGGCUUUGCGAUUGCGGUUGCGGGGCCGUUGGUUGUUGAGUCGAAGGAUGUCGAUCCAAAGCUUUUGUUUGGGGUGGUGCUGGUGUUGGGUGCGGUGGUUGGGUCGGCGUUUGCGGGGCAGAGUGUGAGGGUAACUAGUACGAUGGACAAGAGGGAGGUGAAGAGUAUGGUGUAG
This is a messenger RNA of Aspergillus lentulus, 1059 nucleotides long. RefSeq lists its product as uncharacterized. NCBI's taxonomy places the organism in Eukaryota, Fungi, Ascomycota, Eurotiomycetes, Eurotiales, Aspergillaceae. The record is from RefSeq and is a predicted model, not a curated record. Gene Ontology annotation, molecular function: pyrimidine nucleotide-sugar transmembrane transporter activity. Gene Ontology annotation, biological process: pyrimidine nucleotide-sugar transmembrane transport. Gene Ontology annotation, cellular component: Golgi membrane.